Messenger RNA from Aureobasidium vineae, 1497 nucleotides. The record is from the annotation of a GenBank genome assembly. Lineage: Eukaryota; Fungi; Ascomycota; Dothideomycetes; Dothideales; Saccotheciaceae.
AUGUCUGGAUCAAUCUGUCUGCGGUGCCUGGCCAGGCCGGCAGUGGGCACACUAGAGCAGAGCUCACUACGAAUCACCGCACAAGCAACAGCCGCAUUCUCAACCAGCGCCGCGCUGGAAGCCAACUCUGCCGUCAAGAAGAAGAGCGUCUCGGUCGUCAAGCCCGGCCGUGGAGCCAACGCCUCAUUCAGCAAGGCCCAAGGGAAAAUCCGCAAGGGACAGCCUGGAGGACGAACGGGCAAGCCGCCGGGCGAGGGCGAGCGCAAGGCCAUGCGCAANAGAGUCGUGCUGUCCAACACCAACGCCGUCGAGGUCCAGGGUCUUGACAACUUUUCGGCCACCAACAUUUACGAUGCUGCGAUUGAAGGGCAGGUCAUGGGGCUUAGCAACGAGGUCAUUGAUGCUCUGCGCGCGACUGAGGCCUUUAAGCCUACCCAAGGAUGGAGCCUUUUCCGAAGACCGGCUACUCUGGUGCGCAAGGAGACGGCCGAGCUUGCUAGAUUGAUGAAGGAUAUCGAGGCCAACAAGACUUCGGUGCGUCGUGUCAUAUACGGAGAGCGCGGCUCGGGAAAGAGUGUUCUGGCUCUGCAGGCCAAAGCAAUGGCUCUGCUCAAGGGCUGGAUCGUCGUACACAUCCCCGAAGGUAAGCACCUGCCAGAGACACAGAGACCAAAAGAGCACGACAAACUGACCGCCUCAUCACANGCCAAAGAGCUCAUCCUCGGAAACUCGUCCUACGCACCCUCGACCGAACCCGGCAUCUACAACCAACCCCACUUCACCGCCGCCCUACUCGGCCAAAUCGCAAAAGCAAACCACACAGUACUCGCCAAACUGCGCCUUUCCCAGAAACACGAGCUAUCCAUCCCCGUGCAAUCAAACAUCUCGCUCGACCGUUUCGCCAUGAUGGGCGCCCAAGACCCAGAAAUCGCCUGCGAAAUCUACACUGCACUGUGGGCUGAACUGACAUCUCCCUCACAAGAAGGAGAAGGCCUUGCUCGUCCUCCAGUGGUGUUUACCGUCGACUCCAUCGCACACGUCAUGCGCGACUCGGCAUACAUGGACCCCGAUGUCCAGCCCAUCCACGCCCACGACUUGGCAAUCGUGAACCACUUCUUCAAGUUGCUGUCGGGCAAGCAAGCCCUUCCCAACGGCGGCAUGGUCUUUGCCGCAGACUCGGGCAGCAACAGACCCACGAUCCCCGGUUUCGACCACGCAAUUGCGCGUAAUGCCGCCCUCGCACAAAAGAAACAGGCUCCUCAAUGGGAUCCUUGGGUCAAGGUUGACCAGCGAAGCAUCGAUGUGCUGAAUGAUGUGGAUGUCUGGCAGAUCAAGGGAUUGACCAGGGAAGAGGCCCGUAGCAUCAUGGAGUACUAUGCCAAGAGCGGCAUGCUGCGUCAAACCGUCAACGACAACUUGGUCGCAGAGAAGUGGACAUUGAGUGGUGGUGGUAUCAUCGGCGAGCUCGAGAAGGGCACUGUCAAGACUCGCAUCUAG